This is a messenger RNA of Anguilla anguilla (European eel), 2875 nucleotides long. It is a transcript of the gene nfs1, whose product is annotated as NFS1 cysteine desulfurase. Gene Ontology annotation, molecular function: cysteine desulfurase activity; pyridoxal phosphate binding. The transcript is spliced from 13 exons. Bases 400 to 1761 code for a protein of 453 amino acids. NCBI's taxonomy places the organism in Eukaryota, Metazoa, Chordata, Actinopteri, Anguilliformes, Anguillidae. Gene Ontology annotation, cellular component: cytosol; nucleus; mitochondrion. Gene Ontology annotation, biological process: [2Fe-2S] cluster assembly. The record is from RefSeq and is a predicted model, not a curated record.
GUUAUGCUCUGUGAUCGUUUACUAAACCUGUCUUGUAUAAGCAUUACAAAGCGAAGUUGGAGUACUGCGUGGUUGGAGUGUUUUGUAUUCACCCACUCGAUCUCUUCAGACAAUUUGGAAAAGAAGGAGAUCUACAUCAAGACGCUGAAUUUGACUGUUUCAGAAUAUCAAGCUGGUUUUUGGAAAAGUUGCCGGUGGCUAGUUAGCUAGCUGACUAACUAGCUAGUUAGCUUUGGUGGAAUUAGCACCACAUUUGUAAUUAGUAUUUAUUGCCAGCUGCCAUUGGAAAGUCAUUCUGUCAAUUCUAUAUUUACAUUUUAACUUCUUGUCUUAAUUGUCUUCAUAGGGGAUUUCAUUUUUACAGUCUUGACCACCGUGUCAGUCACCUAGCAAGUAGCAAUGCUCAGCAAGACUAACGUCGGUGUUAUAAAGAACAUUUUGGGAUCCAUCGGUGGAUUUCCUAGUCUUAGAUUGAAAUAUGCAGAAAGUGCCGUCAACGCCGUUCAUCGUGAGAGGGAACUGAUUAAAAGCAGAGAGUUGGAGAAAGAUGAACUACGGCCGUUGUACAUGGACUUCCAGGCGACCACACCGAUGGACCCAAGAGUUUUGGAUGCCAUGCUUCCAUAUCAAGUGAACUAUUAUGGAAACCCCCAUUCCAGAACACAUGCUUAUGGCUGGGAGAGUGAAAGUGCAAUGGAGAAAGCCAGAAAGCAAGUGGCAGACCUGAUUGGUGCCGACUCCAGGGAGAUUGUGUUCACCAGCGGCGCUACAGAGUCCAACAACACUGCAAUCAAGGGCGUCGCUCGGUUUUAUAAAGCGAAGAAGAGGCACAUCAUCACCAGCCAGACGGAGCACAAGUGCGUGCUGGACUCCUGCCGUGUCCUGGAGUCGGAAGGGUUCGAUGUGACGUACCUCCCCGUGCAGACCAACGGCCUGAUUGAUCUGAAGCAACUGGAAGCAACAAUCCGGCCAGAUACAAGUUUAGUGUCGGUGAUGACGGUGAACAAUGAGAUUGGAGUUACGCAGCCAGUGCAACAAAUAGGGCAGAUAUGCCGAUCGCGGAACGUGUUCUUCCACACGGACGCCGCUCAGGCCGUCGGGAAGGUUCCCAUCAACGUCAUGGACUGGAAGGUGGACCUGAUGUCCAUCAGCGGCCACAAGAUUUACGGCCCGAAAGGUGUGGGAGCUCUGUACGUGCGCCGGCGGCCCAGGGUUCGGCUGGAGCCCCUGCAGAGCGGGGGCGGGCAGGAGAGGGGGCUGCGCUCGGGCACGGUGCCCACUCCGCUGGCCGUGGGGCUGGGGGCCGCCUGCGAGAUCGCCCAGCAGGAGAUGCAGUAUGAUCACCACUGGAUAUCUAUGCUGGCGAACCGGUUCAUUGAGAAGGUCAUGGCGGAGAUUCCCAAUGUGGUGAUGAACGGAGACCUGGAGCAGAGAUACCCAGGAUGUAUCAAUCUGUCCUUCGCCUACGUGGAAGGAGAGAGUCUGCUGAUGGCUCUCAAGGAUGUUGCCCUCUCAUCUGGCAGUGCCUGUACCUCAGCCUCUCUGGAGCCCUCCUACGUGCUGCGGGCCAUUGGAGCAGAUGAGGACUUGGCUCACUCUUCCAUCAGAUUUGGCAUUGGCCGAUUCACCACAGAGGCAGAAGUGGACUACACAGCCAAUAAAUGCAUCCAGCAUGUCAAGCGUCUGAGAGAAAUGAGUCCACUGUGGGAGAUGGUGCAGGAGGGAAUCGAUCUGAAGAGCAUAAAAUGGACCCAGCACUGAAGACCUGACAGGAUAGCCAUCUGAGAAACACAGAGCAUUGAGUGUACCUAUCCAGCAUGGAAUGCCUUUCCUAGGAUGGCUUAGGACAUUUUCCCAGAUGUUUUUCCUGUAAUCAAACAACAAUCACGCACAACCUUUUACUUCAUUUUUGAAAUACAUUUGUAUGAGCUGGUUAUGUUUUGCUUAUUUUUUAUCUGACAGGAAAUGAUUGGUGAAUAAAUGAUGCAGUGGCAGAUGGGUAACUUUUGUUUCCAUAACAAAAUUACUGCAAUUCACUUAACUCUAUGAGGUGAUUGUAGGGGGAAAUAUUAGUCAUUUCUCAUUGCCAAAACAACUACAUUCCAGUGGGAUUCUGGACAGAAUUUGUACACAAAUGGCAAUAAUUUGAAUAUGGGUUCACAAUGUCAGAAUGAAAGAUCAUUGAUAUUUUUAUGGGUAUUUCAGACACCAAGUAGCUCUGGUUGUACAUCAUUUGACCAAUUUUGUCCCUAUUUUUAAAAUGGCAUAUCUGAAUUCAUUGGGUUAAGCCCUCCCCCUAGCAUUUAGGAAAUAAGCUGUAAACUUUCAGCAGUAAAUGGUCAGGCUAUGUGGUAUGAAGUUGUGCAAAUUAACCUUCAUGAGCAGUGUUACAGUCUUGAGUGUUUCAAGUCAGGCAUAGAGAAUAAUCACGUAUACAUAUUUAAUCUAUACACCUCUAGGUCAUCCACACUCCAUGUAACAGUUCCUUUGCAGUUGUAUGUAAAUUUAUAUUUUAUGUGAAAAGAAUAAAAAAGAUUGUUAGUGGGCACAGAAAUUCAAAGAAUGCCAGUGUGUAUGCCAUAGCACUUAAUCUGUGAGGCAAACUGAAAACUUGGUUGAAAAAGUUCAAAAACCCGUACUAUCAUCUUCUAUUGGGAGCCACAUUGUCACUAAAACGUUCAUAAAAUGAUUCUAUACAACAUAGCCUGCUAGGUGAUUUUAUGGAUUUACUUGAACAUGCCAUUCAGCAAUAUGCCUGUAACAUAUCUAUCAUCCGUAAGCUUAGCCGUCCACUUGGAUGCAUAGCUCUCUUAGCGGCACCACCAUUAAAUCCAUCCCAUACUUCACUGUAUUAAUAAACUAUUGUGAAAAUGUA